UAGAGUUGCCGGGAUUGCAUCAAGUCGGGCAUCAAGUUCCUGAGCCCUCGUCUCUUGAAAAAAGCUAGCAAUUCUUGAGUGUGCUGUGAUGAUGAAGAAUACAACAAUAGCAUGCCUGGUUUUUCAUCUCAUUUUGUUUAUUGCUUGCCUACUCGUGAUUUCAUCGGCUGGURUCGAAACACGCGAUAAGUGUGACCUCAACUUGGCAAACACAACUUGUCUCCAGAUCUGCAACGGAAAUAACACUUGCAAUUCUACUUGUCCUACUUGGAGCAGUUUGAAGAACUGCGAGCAAAUCUGUUCAAGCGAUCUGGGUUGUCCAGGAAACUAYCAGUGCCACAUUCCAGGAAACUGCAAGCAAGACUGUCAGGAUGGCAAUUGCAUGUGCAGCGGCAAAAACUGCACACAAAAGUGUUCAACGUCCUAUUGUAGAAACACGUAUAUGGAAUGCCAUUCGGAUCACUGUCAGCAAAAUUGCAUCGGUGAUUGCAGAAUGCAAUGCUCAGMAAAUGCUACAGGAAGGUGCUACCAAAAAUGCACUGGUAAUUGCAAAGAUAUCAAGUGUGGCCACAAAAAUUGUGUUCAAGACAUGAUUUGUCGAAAUCCCCCMUGCACUUUACGAUGUCCGAGUACUGUYGAUGAUUGCAAACAGACUUGCUCGUACGGUUUUUGCAAAUUURAUUGCAACGCACGAACGUGUCGGGCUCACUGUAAAAGUGGGAAUUGCAAGUAUGAUGGCACACCACGUGUAAAUACUAAAAUGUCAUGUGACCGAGUCAAUCUUGCRACCAAUGAAUGCUUCCAAGAAGGAUGUGGUUGGCCUAACUGCUCGUUACACUGCGCAAACUCAGGAAUGCCAGAUUCACCAGAGAUCUGUAGGCAAAAUUGUCUUGAUCCAAUCUCUCUGUGCCCUAAAUCGAUGACUUGUAAAUAUGAAAAGGAGUGCAUGCAAAACUGUUACGGGAAAUGCCCGGAYAUCGAGUGUWCAUCCGAUAAAUGCAGCCAGAUUUGUUCUGGAAAAUGUAACGCAUUAAACUGUAAUACCACAACAACUUGCUUGCAGUUCUGUGAGGGGACGUGUGAGGUAUUAGUCUGUUCAUCACCGUCAUGCAUCCAAUCUUGCAGYAGCGCUAAUUGCGAAAUUAAUUGCAACGAAAAGGCAAAGCAUUGCCACCAGACAUGCAAUACUAAGGGAGCGGACAAAGUGGGUUGCAUAAUGGAAAGUAAAGCUAACUCGACGGAACAUCAAAUAUGCGGGAGUAAUUGCACACUGAUGAAAUGCGGCGAAAAUUCCGCAAACUGUACGCAAACGUGUACGCAAGGCUGUGAACGUAUGGUGUGUAGCUCGUCAAACUGUGAGCAGGAGUGUACUCAUGGUAAUUGUACGUUAGAGUGUUCAUCAUCCGUGGAGUAUUGUAAACAAACCUGUAAAACUGGCAAUUGUACAGUGGUGUGUAAUGCUCAGAAGUGCGAGCAAGAUUGCGAUGGACCAGGCUGUCCACCUAGACCUACUACAAUCAGCUAUACCACACCAACAACCUCGAAUAAUACAACAAGUGGAAACUUUACUACUCGUCCAACGAAGCCCGUCACAUCAAAUUUUACGACUCCCGUGCAACCUACCACAACUAACACUACCAGACCUACGGAACCAGUAACGUCUAACGUAACCAAGCCUACGGAACCAGUCACCUCUAAUGUUACUAGUCCUACGGAACCAGUAACGUCUAACGUAACCAAGCCUACGGAACCAGUCACCUCUAAUGUUACUAGUCCUACGGACCCGGUAACAUCUAACGUAACCAAGCCUACGGAACCAGUCACCUCUAAUGUUACUAGUCCUACGGACCCGGUAACAUCUAACGUAACCAAGCCUACAGAACCAGUCACCUCUAAUGUUACUAGUCCUACGAAACCAGUAACGUCUAACGUAACCAAGCCUACGGAACCAGUCACCUCUAAUGUUACUAGUCCUACGUAUCCGGCAACGUCUAACGUAACCAAGGCUACGGAACCAGUCACGUCUAGUGUUACUAGUCCUACGGAGCCAGUAACGCCUAACGUAACCGAGCCUACGGAACCAGUCACGUCUAAUGUUACUAGUCCUACGGAACCAACCGCAAGACCAACUACUAAAGAAACGGGUAUGUGCUAA
Messenger RNA from Exaiptasia diaphana, 2155 nucleotides. RefSeq names its product keratin-associated protein 16-1. The record is from RefSeq and is a predicted model, not a curated record. The transcript has 4 exons. NCBI's taxonomy places the organism in Eukaryota, Metazoa, Cnidaria, Anthozoa, Actiniaria, Aiptasiidae. Bases 89 to 2155 code for a protein of 688 amino acids.